AUGUGUCAGGUGGGCGAGGACUACGGGGGUCCGGCGCUCAGGGAGCCGCCGACCGCUCCGCGGCCUGGCCGUGAGCACAAAUGUGUAAAGUGCAAGGAAGGUGUGCCGGUGGUGGUGAUCCGAGCGGGAGACGCCUUCUGCAGGGAUUGUUUCAAGACCUUUUACGUCCAUAAGUUCAGAGCCAUGCUGGGCAAGAACCGGCUCAUCUUUCCGGGCGAGAAGGUGCUCUUGGCGUGGUCCGGGGGACCUUCCUCCAGCUCCAUGGUCUGGCAGGUCCUUGAGGGCCUGAGUCAAGACUCUGCUAGAAGACUGCGUUUCAUGCCGGGGAUCCUCUAUGUGGAUGAGGGAGUAGCUUGUGGCCAGAGCCCAGAGGACAGAGCCGAGACCCUGACCGACAUGAGGCGGGUCCUGCAGAGCACUGGCUUCCCGUGGCACCUGGUCCCCCUAGAGGAGGUGUUCAGCCUGCCACCUUCCGUGCUGCGUUGCUCUGCACAGGGCCUGGUGGGGCCUGAGGGGGCCUACAAGACUGCUGUUGACAGUUUCCUCCAGCAGCAGCAUGCACUGGCUGCCGAGGGGGCCCAGGAUAGCCCCAGGCUGGCUCUUGGAGAGGAGCAGCUGUGCCAGCUCCCCUGGGACCCCCUGGACUCCCAGAGCCCGGUAGGGCCACCUGCAGCCGCCCAGACUGAGGCUCUGACCAGACUGUUUGGCUCAGUGAAGACACUGACGGCCAAGGAGGAGCUUCUGCAGACACUGCGGACACACCUCAUCCUGCACGUGGCCCGCACUCACGGCUACUCCAAGGUGAUGACUGGGGAUAGCUGCACCCGCCUGGCUAUCAAGCUCAUGACCAACCUGGCGCUGGGGAGAGGAGCCUUCUUGGCCUGGGACACGGGCUUCUCCGACGAGCGACAUGGGGAUGUGGUGGUGGUACGGCCCAUGAGGGACCACACCCUGAAGGAGGUUGCCUUCUACAACCACCUGUUUGCGGUCCCCUCCGUCUUCACGCCAGCCAUUGACACCAAGGCCCCCGAGAAGGCCAGCAUCCAUCGGCUGAUGGAGGCUUUCAUCCUCCGGCUACAGGCCCAGUUCCCCUCCACAGUUAGCACAGUGUACAGGACAAGUGAGAAGCUGGUGAAGGCCCCCAGGGACGGCCCUGCUGCCAGUUCCCCUACCCCCCGCUGCCUCCUCUGCAUGUGCACAUUGGACAUCGAUACUGCUGACAGUGCCACGGCGUUUGGGGCUCAGACCUCACAUCUCUCCCAGAUGCAACCGCCCACUCCGCUGGCUGAAGCGGGAACAUCGCCCGAGCCCUGCUGCGCUCCAGGGGUGGCCAGGGCCCAGGACUGCUGCAGGGGGGCCUGCGAGAGGGAAGACCCUGGGGCCCACGUUGUGGAGCAGCUGUGCUAUGGCUGCCGUGUGAACAUGAAGGACCUGCCAUCCCUAGAUACCUUGCCACCCUAUGUCCUGGCCGAGGCGCAGCUCCGCAGACAGAGGGCCCAGGUCCUGCAGGAGAUCCAGGAGUAUCUGAUCGAGGACAGUGAUGAAGAGGCAGCGCCAGCUCACAGCUGAGCCUCAGGGUCGCACAUGUGGGGACAACUUGGGCCCGACAGCAGGUGCCAGCCACCUGGGGCAGAGGUGUCCACACUAGAGCCAGAUGGCAAGGAUGCAGGCUGGCCUGUGAUUGUCCGUUUGUAUAAAUAAAAACAUUUUUAAUUAGAAAA
Carlito syrichta (Philippine tarsier) is the source of this 1721-nucleotide messenger RNA. RefSeq names its product cytosolic thiouridylase subunit 2 (gene CTU2). The record is from RefSeq and is a predicted model, not a curated record. Gene Ontology annotation, biological process: tRNA wobble position uridine thiolation. Gene Ontology annotation, molecular function: tRNA binding; sulfurtransferase activity. Gene Ontology annotation, cellular component: cytosol. NCBI's taxonomy places the organism in Eukaryota, Metazoa, Chordata, Mammalia, Primates, Tarsiidae. Bases 1 to 1569 code for a protein of 522 amino acids. The transcript is spliced from 15 exons.